Molecule: messenger RNA, 1212 nt
Organism: Notechis scutatus (mainland tiger snake)
Lineage: Eukaryota; Metazoa; Chordata; Lepidosauria; Squamata; Elapidae
Source: RefSeq, a predicted model, not a curated record
AUGGAAGGGGUGUAUCUGGACCAGAAUGGAGAGCUGGCAGCUGACUUUGACCUUGUGAACUGGCUAAAGUUUCCAAACAGGUCACUAGUCCGAGUGAAAUUCGGAAGUUUCUCAAGACAGAGAUCUCAGGAGCCCAAGUUUAUCAUUGACCAGGAUGCCAUUAUUUGGCCAAAAUGGUUUAACAAGAGUCUGCCUCCCUCCAAAUGUGUGGACAGUUGUCAGCCUGGAUUUUUCAAGGUGGGCCAGGAAGGCAAGCCUUUUUGCUGCUAUGACUGUGUACCCUGUGGAGAAGGCACCUUUUCCUCUCAGGAAGAUGCAGAAAAGUGUGCCAGAUGUCCAGAUGAUCAGCAUCCAAAUCAGAAGCAAGAUCAAUGUCUCCCUAAAAAAUUAACCUUCCUGGCUUACAGUGAAAAUUUGGGGAUCAUCCUGGAUUCUCUUGCACUUUCCUUGUCCUUAGCUACUGUCUUUGUGUUAGCAAUCUUUGUGAAACACCGAAAAACUCCCCUUGUCAAAGCCAACAACCGGGACCUUUCCUACAUCCUCCUGGUCUCCCUUCUGCUUUCCUUUGUCACUUCCUUCCUCUUCAUUGGCCGGCCAAGGAGAGUCACUUGCCUCCUCCGACAAACAGCCUUCAGCAUCGUCUUCUCAAUUGCUGUGUCUUCUGUCUUGGCCAAAACUGUCACAGUUGUGCUGGCCUUUCUGGCUACAAAGCCAGGAAACAGGAUGAGGAGAUGGCUGGGGAAGAGCUUUAUGAACUCCAUCAUCCUUUGUUCUUCCAGUAUUCAGACGGUCAUCUGCAGCAUCUGGCUGGUGGUCUCUCCUCCAUUUCCUGAUUCUGAUAUGCACUCCCAAUCAGGAGAGAUUGUCCUGCAGUGCAACGAAGGUUCUCUUGCCAUGUUUUAUGUUGCUCUUGGUUACAUGGGUUUCCUGGCCACCAUCUGUUUCAUGGUGGCUUUCCUGGCUAGGAACCUCCCUGGGGCAUUUAAUGAAGCCAAGCUGAUCUCCUUCAGCAUGUUGGUCUUUUGCAGUGUCUGGGUGUCCUUUGUACCCACCUACCUGAGUACCAAAGGGAAGUACAUGGUGGCUGUGCAGAUCUUCUCCAUCUUGGCCUCUAGUGGUGGCCUGCUGGGUUGCAUCUUCAUUCCCAAGUGCUACAUUAUUUUAAUAAAACCAGAUCUGAAUGUAAAGGAGCAGCUAGUUGUUAAAAUCUAG